Molecule: messenger RNA, 1446 nt
Organism: Acanthosepion pharaonis
Lineage: Eukaryota; Metazoa; Mollusca; Cephalopoda; Sepiida; Sepiidae
Source: the annotation of a GenBank genome assembly
AUGCUAGAUAACUCUCUCUCUCUCUCUUUCUCUCUCUCUCUUUCUCUCUCUCUCUCUUUCUCUCUCUCUCAAAAACAGCUUCAUUUCUAUUCAUAUCUCUUCAUUAAUAAAAACAAAAUGAAGACCAACCUUCUUUUUGUUUGUUUCCGUCUUUCUUUCUUUCUUUCCUUCUUUUUUCUUUCUUGCUAUCAUAGCUUCUCUUUUCUCCUUUAUUGCCAUGAUGAGAACUUUCAUUUGCGUCUCCCUUUCUUACUUAUAUAUUCUUUCUUUCUUUCUUUCUUUCUUUCUUUCUUUCUUUCUUUCUUUCUUUCUUUCUCCUUAUUCAUUCUUGCUUCACUUUUAUUACUUUUUCUUUGUUUGAUUCUUUCUUUCUUUCUUUUUCCGUUUGACUUCCUUUUUUCUUUGUUUCUUACAGUUUCCUUCUUUCUUUCUCUCUUUUUCAUUCUUUCUUUCUUUCUUUUUCUUUUUCUUUUUCUCUUUGAUUGCCAUGUUGAGAACUUUCAUUUACGUCUCCCUUUCUUGCUUAUACGUUCUUUCUUUCUUCCUUUUUGUCCUUUCUUUCUUUCUUUCUUUCUUUCUUUCUUUCUUUCUUUCUUUCUCCUUAUUCAUUCUUGCUUCACUUUUAUGUAUUUUUCGUUAUUUUGUUUAUUAAAAAGUAAAAAUGAAGACCUAGUACUUUUUCUUUCUUUCUUUCUUUCUUUCUUUCUUUCUUUCUUUCUUUCUUUUUCCUUUCCUUCUUUCUUUCUCUCUUUUUCAUUCUUUCUUUCUUACUUUUUCUUUCUUUCUCUUUUUCUCUUUGAUUGCCAUGUUGAGAACUUUCAUUUACGUCUCCCUUUCUUGCUUAUACGUUCUUUCUUUCUUUCUUUUGUCCUUUCUUUCUUUCUUUCUUUCUUUCUUUCUUUCUUUACCUCUGUUCUUUCUUGUUUCACUUUUAUGUAUUUGUUCUUCAUUUUGUUGAUUAAUGGAAUAAAAAUGAAAACCUCUUCUUUUUUGUUUGUUUCUUUCUUUCUUUUUCUCUUUCACUUUCUUUUUUCUCUUUCUUUCUUGAAUUUCCCUUCUGUUUUCUUUCCUUUAUUUUUCUUUCUUUCUUUAUUUCUUACAUUUUCCUUUCUUUCUUUCAUACCUUCUCUUUUCUCUUUCAUUGACAUAUUUUUUUUUUUAAAUAAAUUAAAAUCCCUUCUUUUUAUUUGUUUGUUCCUUUCUUUCUUUUUCGCUCUUUCUUUUUUAUUUCUUUUUCUUAAAGCUUCCUUCUUUCGUUCCUUCUUUCCUUCCUUCUUUCUUUCUCUUUCUUUCUUUCUUUCUUUCAUAUCUUCUCCUUUCUUUUUCAUCGCCAUGUUGGUAACUUUCAUUUGCGCCUACCUUUUUUCUAAUAGAUUCUUUCUUUCCUUUAAUCUCUCGCUUUAUUUUUAUACCUCUCUUUCUUUCGAAGACUUUCUUUCUUUCUGA